Messenger RNA from Panicum hallii, 1872 nucleotides. RefSeq names its product organic cation/carnitine transporter 7-like. Gene Ontology annotation, molecular function: transmembrane transporter activity. The record is from RefSeq and is a predicted model, not a curated record. NCBI's taxonomy places the organism in Eukaryota, Viridiplantae, Streptophyta, Magnoliopsida, Poales, Poaceae. The transcript has 5 exons. Gene Ontology annotation, biological process: transmembrane transport. Gene Ontology annotation, cellular component: membrane. The coding region runs from base 99 to 1523 and encodes 474 amino acids.
GGCUGCAUUAUUUUGGCGUGGUUUGGGUUCCCCCUCGCCCUUCACUCUCGCGCAGCUCCUCCCUGCCCCGGCAGCGCGCCUCCCCUGCCCGGGGCGGCAUGGCGGGAGACGGGAGCGGCGCCGGGACCUACACAACAGACGAGGCGUUGUCGCGGCUCGGCUUCGGCCGGUUCCAGGCGCUCCUGCUCGGGUUCCUGGGCACCGGCUGGGUCGCGGAGGCCAUGGAGGUCAUGCUGCUGUCCUUCGUGGGGCCGUCCGUGAAGGAGGAGUGGGGUGUCUCCGGCGGGGCAGAGGGCCUCAUCACCAGCGUCGCCUUCGCCGGCAUGCUCCUCGGGGCGUGCGUCGGUGGCCUCGUCUCCGACAGAUACGGCAGACGGGCUGGUUUUCUAUUCACUGCAAUCGUCAGUGGUGUACCUGGUUUUCUCUGCGCGUUCUCACCUAACUAUGCCACCUUGCUGGCUUUGCGCUUCGUCGUUGGCCUUGGUCUGGGUGGCAGCCACGUGCUCCCUACUUGGUUCCUGGAGUUCGUCCCGGCUGAAAACAGAGGUUCCUGGAUAGCUGCUUUUACUUGCUUCUGGACCCUUGGAACAAUAUUAGAGGCUCUACUUGCUUGGGCUAUCAUGCCAAUACUUGGAUGGCGAUGGUUACUUGCAUUUUCCUCCAUGCCAUGUUUCAUCCUGCUUUUUUUCUCUAGUGUGAUACCUGAAUCACCAAGAUACCUUUGCUCAAGAGGUAAAAUAAGUGAAGCUAUGCUUGUCCUGGAGAGAAUGGCAAGAAUGAAUAACAGUGCUCUCCCUCCUGGCACUAUAACCUCUGGACCAAAAAGGAUCGAGGACAACUAUGAUUCGUCUGUUACGACACCUCUACUUAUGACAGAAGACAAUCUCGGACAUGAUGAGGACACAAGCACCAAAUCCAGUUACAAAAAUGCAUUUCGAGCUUUUUGGUCACGUGAUCUAAUUGGGUCAACUCUUCUUCUUUGGCUUGUCCAUUUUGCAAGUUAUUUUGCCUAUUAUGGACUGGUAUAUCUAAUCUCUGAACUAAGCAGUGGUAGGAGUCAACCUAACGAUUCCACUGUUUACAUAAAUGUGUUGGUGACCAGUUUUGCAGAGUUUCCUGGUCUUCUUUUGGCAGCGCUACUGAUUGACAGGAUCGGUCGGAGAGUGACACUGGGAGGCAUGAUUCUGUUGUGUUGUGCCUUUAUUGCACCGCUUUCUAUACAGUUGAGAGAAGGUUUAUCAAUCAUCCUUCUCUUCUGUGCACGCACUUGUGUUAUGGGGGACUUUGCUGUUCUACAUGUUUAUUCCCCUGAGAUCUACCCUACAUCUUGUCGCAACACCGGGGUUGGGUUUGCUAAUUUCAUUGGCCGAAUUGGAAGCAUCGUUGCUCCUCUCACGAUAACUGCAUUGCUAGAGAACCACCGCCAGAAAGAAGCCGUGCUUGUGAUGGAUCUGGCACUCUUUCUUGCAGGAGUGGCGUGUACUCUGUUUCCUCUUGAGACCAAGGGCCGUGAAAUUCAUUGAUAUUCCAGAAUCAGAUGUAUAUAUCAUCUCAUUGGCAUCGUUGUUACAUUUCUUAUACCAUCAACUUUGUCAGGCCUGUAUAGCCCCAGCUUUGACAACGGAGCUGCUGCCCGUAUAGAUAACUGUGGAUAGAAAUAGGCAAAUCAAAGUUCUUCCUUUUAUUUGCUCCUUUAUAUCACCUGCCUCAAGUCCCAAAUUCGUAUUGGAAUAUGUGAAUACGUGUUCUCAAGUUGUACUUUCAUAUGUAGGCUACUUAUAUCUGAACAUAUUGUUGUAGCUGUAUAUAAUUCGUGUACAGCUUACACUAAGUCUAUUUUGUAAUCGUCAAAAUUGAUGUUUUCUGUGGAUC